AUGGAAAUAGAGGGUUUUUAAAGCUACAGGCCAUUUUCUUAAAGUGAUGUAUCAAAUGAAACUUAAUAAUCAGCUAAUAAUGAAUCAGAAACAUAUUAAUUUGACUAAAAUAAAAACGAAUUAGGCUGCUACAAUAGUGCAAACUAUUUUAUUUAAGGAUAAAAAUAAUUAGAUUUUUAUUUAAAUAUGGAAGGACAUCAAAAAGAUUAUUUCUAAAACAAAAACUGCUUAGAAAACUAAAUCUAUGAUAUGAAUUAUAAUCAACCUGAUACAUGUUAGACUUAAAGUCAAAUCAGUGACUAACCAGCUAAUUAGAAGGAUUUAGAAUUUAGCUGUGAUAUAAUUAGUAAUAAAUCUGAAUAAAACAUAACUUAUAACUAUUUAUAACCAUAAGAACUCUAGUGUUGUAAUGAAACAGACUAAGAAAUUUACAGAGACAUUAAAACUAAUAAAAAGGAGAAUGUUUUUGGAUAGGAAAUAAUAGAUAAAUAUUAAAAUUCUUUUUUUUCUAAUCCUCUUUUAGAAUUUUAUUUUAUCAGUGGAAAUAUAUGCGUUAUGAAUUGUGCUUUAAAUAAAGAAUUUACUCAUUUUUCCAAUCUUAAUUCAUGUAAAAUACCUAUCCGGACGAAGGCUUGCUCUACUCUAGGUACUUUAGAAGUUGAUUUAAAUAAUAAGAGAGGUGGAAUUCAGAAUUUUGAGUUCAUAAUCUAAAAAAUGCGCUCAGUUUCAAGUUAAAGGGUUUAUAAAUGUUCUUUAAUGCUUGAAAAGUACCAAAAAUUUGUUAAUAGCUAUUUGUAGAGAUAAGAACUCUUAAAGUAUCAAUAAGUGACAAAUUAAUUUCUAACUAAAAUUGAUUCCAAAUUUGAUUAAUUUGUUUUGAAAACCUAAAAAAUAAUACAAGAAAUAGCUUAAAAUCACCCUUUCUUUUCAUACACCUUAAAUUAAUUUAAUUUGCAAAAUUUUGAGAUGGAAAUGCGCAAAUUCGGUUAUUCAGAAGCCUUUUUAGCUUUAUUAGGCGUUGAUAUGAAAUAAGCAUAGUCAUUAAUAUGGAGGAAAGGUCUAUUUGAUUAUAUGGAUAGAAAAAAUAUAUAAGAAAUGCUAUUCCAAUAUAUCUCUCAUUUAGUAGGUGAUAAUAUAAUUUAGCCUCAUGAUAUAACUUUAUUCACUUUCGAUGGAUAUGAAGUAUAUGCUGUUAAUAAUAUUAGAGUAUUUAUAGAUAGAGAUGCCGAAAAUCCUUUCAUAGGUAUGAAUCAAGCACUUUUUGUCAAUGUUUACGAUAUAAGUCCUAAUAUGAUAAAAUAAAUUAUAAGUAUAAGAUAAAAAAACAAAGAACUAUCACAAGAAAAAAUAAAAUAGCAAGAAGAGGAUUUAUCCUAUUCAAUGGAAGCUAACAUAUUUUUAGAAAAAUACUACAAAGAUUAACAAGAAGACUUUUUAUUGUAAAACAAAAGAGCUGGAUAUAAGCUAAUUAAAUGA
This is a messenger RNA of Tetrahymena thermophila SB210, 1476 nucleotides long. RefSeq lists its product as hypothetical. NCBI's taxonomy places the organism in Eukaryota, Ciliophora, Oligohymenophorea, Hymenostomatida, Tetrahymenidae. The record is from RefSeq and is a predicted model, not a curated record. The transcript has a single exon.